AGCUAGAAGCAGAAGAAGAAACAGGAAGUGGAUCAAAAAGCAGAAGUGUUUUAAAAAUCUAAAAAAGUGUUUGUUGGAGUUGAGCUGCAGUAGAAACAAGCGAGGAGACGACAUUUAUACAAGAAUGAGGUCGUGACGGACGUGGACAGAGUCCUGGGAUCACGGCUCCAACAUGGACGUCCAGCAUCUCCCUGUGAUCAAGGACGAGUUUCCCGUCCACAUAAAGGAGGAAGAGGAGGACGUGUGGACCGGUCAGCGAGGAGAACAUCUCACCGCUGCCGGCGUGAAGAGUGAAGAUGACGAGGAUAAACCUCAGGUUUUACUCCAUCAAAGCCAAACUGAAGCCAGAAGCGAAGCCAGCAGCUCGCUUCAACCGGCGAAAACCGAGCGUGAAGACGUCGACUGUGGAGGAACCGGAACAACCAGGAACCCAGAUCCAGACGUACGAGCAGAUACCGACAGAGACGCUUCAGACUCUUCUGACACCGACGCCACCGAUGACGACGACGACUGGGACGAAGCUCUGUCAGAUUCUGCGUCUGAAAGCGAAGAGAGCGACGACGACUGGAAGGACACGGGGAUAACGCGGAACUCAAGAAAACCUUCCUCCAGCUCCUCGGUUGAUAAGAAACGUUCGAGGCGAAACGUCGACGCAAAGAAGGGAGCUCACGCACAAGAGCAGCCGUUUCACUGUGACGAUUGCGGUAAAAGAUUCAAGCAGAAGACGCAGUUCGUCACGCACUUGGCGGCGCACACGGGAGAGAAACCGUACGGCUGCGACGAGUGCGGGAAAAGAUUCUGUACCUCGUAUUACCUGAAGCUGCACAAGGCGUCGCACAAGGAGGAGAGACCGUACGGCUGCAGCGAGUGCGGGAAGAAGUUCAACACGCAGUCGGUUCUGAACAUGCACAUGACGAUUCACACGGGAGAAAAACCUUUCAGCUGCAGCAGCUGUGGCAGGAAGUUCAGACUGAAAGGUGACCUGACGUUACACAUGAUCACACACUCAGGGAUCAAACCGUUCGGCUGUGGCGACUGUGGCGCCAGGUUCAGCCGACAGAGCAGCCUGCAGAGACACGCCCGGCUUCACGCCGGAGAGGACGGCAAAAGGUUCGUCUGCGACGACUGCGGGAGGAAGUUUUACCGGAACUCGCACCUGAAGAGGCACGUGGUGCUUCACAAAGCGGCGCCAAGAGUCGACACGGGAAAGAGGCCGUUCUCCUGCGACGACUGUGGGAAAAAGUUCAAGCGGAAGACGCAUCUCAACGCGCACACGGCGCUUCACUCGGGAGAGAAACCGUUCGGCUGCACGGUUUGUGACGCAAAGUUUUCCCGACCGGACAGUCUGAGGAGACACGCGAAAAUCCACGCGGAGUAGAAGCUAAUGUGGUGAACGACAGAAUAAACACCAAACAGCUGCAGCUUUUUUUUAUCGUCUCGCUUUAUUGUGCUUCAUUUUCAUAUUAUAUUUGCAGCCACGAGAACUUUUAGCUUUGACUGAAGUCUUCCCAGUUUAUUUAAAAGUCAACUAUCGAUUGAUUUCACAGGAUUAUCAUGAUGUUUAUGUCGUCUGAUGUGUACAGCAUUUAAAUUGGUUUUUAAAAUGAAUGCUUCACUACUUGGCCAUCAAGUCAUGACCAGUGUUACGUUCACAGACAAUAAAGUAUAAUAAUGUCAAUAAAUUUAUUAUUUUUAAAAA
Messenger RNA from Mugil cephalus (flathead mullet), 1699 nucleotides. Its product is annotated as gastrula zinc finger protein XlCGF46.1-like. The coding region runs from base 173 to 1378 and encodes 401 amino acids. The record is from RefSeq and is a predicted model, not a curated record. Lineage: Eukaryota; Metazoa; Chordata; Actinopteri; Mugiliformes; Mugilidae. The transcript has 3 exons.